Molecule: messenger RNA, 549 nt
Organism: Onychomys torridus (southern grasshopper mouse)
Lineage: Eukaryota; Metazoa; Chordata; Mammalia; Rodentia; Cricetidae
Product: C-type lectin domain family 2 member F-like
Exons: 5
Coding region: 1-549 (182 amino acids)
Source: RefSeq, a predicted model, not a curated record
AUGGUUUGGCUGGUGCAGGAAGAGAGCAGAGGAAUCACCAGCCAUGAUGGGAAGAAAUUGCUGACGCUCUGGACCGUGCUAUGUGGUGGUGUUAUUGUUCUUCUUUGGGGGUUUUUCAGUCUUCCUAGAAAAUUUGGAUCCACAAGAGCAGUCAGAAAUAAGACGUGUGACGAUGAAGUGAAGAUAUGCAUGAAUUCCUGGAAUAAGCUUAAUCAGAACUGCUUCUUUAUUUUCCAACAUAAAAAUUCAUGGCUCACUGCACAGGAGACCUGCCAGAACUAUGAUGCAACUCUGGUUAAAUUCAACAACAAGAAUGAAUUGGAAACUCUGAUGAAUCACAUUCAGGCACUACGAUCUUCAGCGUGGAUUGGACUGAACAAACGAAAUAUACGCAAAUCCUGGGUUUGGACUGAUGGAAGUAGAUACAAUAAUUUGAAGCCAAUCCAAGAGCAUGGUGACUGUGCCUUCAUACAUAAAAAUGGCAUAGACAGUACCAGUUGUGAUGACCUAAAGGAUUAUAUUUGUAGCAAAACAGGCCAGUGCCCUUGA